Messenger RNA from Bombyx mandarina (wild silkworm), 409 nucleotides. RefSeq lists its product as uncharacterized. Lineage: Eukaryota; Metazoa; Arthropoda; Insecta; Lepidoptera; Bombycidae. The record is from RefSeq and is a predicted model, not a curated record. Gene Ontology annotation, molecular function: protein binding.
UGCCACGGACAACCACGGCUCAUAUUGUCAACGAACGCACGAUAUUAUCAAGUUUCCCGUGAAGGAGUUACUUGUGAUGGAAAUCUUGAGUACAAGAAAGAUCCAGCACCUGAUGGGCACAGAUGUGGUAUUUGCCCUACGUACUUCCAAAAAAUAUGUGCAUUUGACGCAAGCACCAAUAAUACAUUUAUAUUCGACAAUCACUGCGUUAUGGAUUUGUACAAUUGUUUACAAGGAACAGAAUUUGUUACUUUACAUUAUGAUAAAUGUCUUUAUUUCGGCAACUUUGCGUACGUUCACGGCUACAAAUAUGAAGAUUUAGACUACGGCGAAGACCAUAUCAUUGUGAAAGACACGGUCAAGAAUCCCGAUUUCGUUUAAUAAUUAAACAAGAAUUAUCCUGUUUUGA